AUGUCACUUUUGUGGAAAAGAUUGCCUAUCGCAGUAAAAAGUAUGACUAUUGGUUGUACAGUUAUGGGCGGUUUUGUUGCUAUAGAGAAAUAUCAAAAUUACAAAGAUGACAUUGCCGAGGCGGAAAAUAGACUGGAAAAUCAUCAACGAGAUCGGGUGAAAAUCGGAGAGGCAAAAUUAAGAAAUGCUCUUGCAGACUCACAAAGCAAGGCGUUCCUAGAGCUAGAAAUGGACGGCCAACCGAUAGGGCGACUGACGGUAGCUCUUUACGACAGUAUCGUGCCAGAGACUGUUCAAAACUUCGCCGCGCUCUGUAAUAACCAGUGCUCGCCGAUUUACGCCGAGGGGAAGGGAAAACAGGACAUGAAGCUCAAAUUUGGUUACGCUAAAAAUAAGGCUCGUUUCUUCCGAGUUGUGCCUGGUUUCACUGCCCAGUGCGGAAUGCUGCCUCUAGAAGGGAAUAAGGGACACAUAUCGGGCAGGGGUUGUUACAGCUGA
Molecule: messenger RNA, 498 nt
Organism: Oikopleura dioica
Lineage: Eukaryota; Metazoa; Chordata; Appendicularia; Copelata; Oikopleuridae
Source: the annotation of a GenBank genome assembly